CGAAAAUGAAUAUUCUAUGAUUUGAAAAUGAUACCUAAAAAAUGUGUAUUCAAGCAAAUGUACAAAAAACAUCUUACAAAUAAAAUCUGAAGGAUGAAAACUCUUGUUUUGUUGCAUUCCAUAGCCAUAUUUCCAUUAUUUGGGUUUUCCGGUGAAAAAACGACGACCGCGUGUCCGAAAGAAUCUCAUGGGAGGACUCUGGACGUGUGGCGGCGGGAGUGCCCGGCAUUAUCCUCUGUCUCGUCCCAAAUCCCCUUCAAUUCCUCGCAAAAUCUUCUUACCUCCCUGCUCCUCCCUUGAAUGCCACCUCUUAGGAGCGUCUUAUUCCCGGCUCCGGUUUCGGAUUCCGGCUUCCGGCCCAGAAUUUGGGUGCAGCGACGGUGAAACCCCCAGAAAGCCUCAUGUGAUCCCUGAUGCCGGAGAGGAAAACCCUAAUCGGCGGCGAGGUUUUGCUGCUAUGGUGGAGAGUGUGAUCCCGCAAGGGGAUACUGCUAUAAUUUCUGCCUGCAUCGUCGGGCUUUUCACAGGUAUCUCUGUUGUACUCUUCAAUACUGCUGUACAUGAUAUACGCGACUUCUGUUGGGGAGACAUUCCACAUUUGGGUGGCUCCUGGCUACGCGAGGAGUCCAAAGAGUUGAUUCGGGGACGUGUAAUCUUAGUCCCGGCUUGUGGGGGUAUGGUAGUGAGCUUGCUGAGUUUUCUGCUAACCAGACUGGAUGUACCCUUUGAAGGAGACAAUGGGUCACCCUUCAAAUAUGUUGUGAAAUCACUCUUGAAGACAAUGGCUGCUUGUGCCACACUAGGAACGGGCAAUUCAUUGGGACCCGAAGGUCCAAGUGUUGAAAUUGGGAAUUCUGUUGCGAAGGGAAUUGGGUUUUUCUUUGAUAGAAGUGCCCAAAGAAAGGUGUCACUCAAGGCUGCUGGGUCUGCAGCUGGAAUCUCCUCUGGUUUCAAUGCUGCGGUCGCGGGUUGUUUUUUUGCAGUGGAGUCAGUGUUGUGGCCAUCACCUGAGAAUUCAUCGUUAUCAUUGACAAACACGACCUCAAUGGUUAUUCUCAGCGCUGUGGUAGCCUCUGUGGUUUCAGAAAUUGGCCUGGGAUCUGAACCAGCGUUUGCAAUCCCAAGUUACGAUUUUCGUUCUCUGGCUGAGUUACCACUUUAUCUUUUGCUUGGUAUUCUUUGUGGGUUGGUUUCUGUGGCAUUGUCUAGGUGUACAUCUCUUAUGUUGCUUGCAGUCUGCAAUAUCCAACAGGCCAUUGGCACACCAAAACUAGCUCUCCCUAUAUUGGGUGGGUUAUCCGUUGGGCUUAUAGCAUUGGCAUAUCCGGAAGUUCUAUACUGGGGGUUUGAGAAUGUUGACAUUUUGUUAGAGUCUCGCCCAUUGGUCAAAGGGCUUUCCGUCGAUUUGUUGUUACAGCUGGUGGUGGUCAAAAUCGUAGCAACAUCAAUAUGCCGGGCCACUGGAUUGGUGGGAGGCUACUAUGCCCCUUCCCUGUUUAUUGGUGCGGCUGCUGGCAUGGCAUAUGGCAAAACUGUUGGCUUCAUCAUCACUCAAGCCAGUCCAAUAUCUCAUAUCUCCUUGGAUGUUGCUUCACCACAAGCAUAUGCUCUGGUUGGCAUGGCUGCCACUCUUGCUGGAGUCUGCCAGGUGCCUCUUACUGCAGUUCUGCUACUCUUUGAACUGACACAAGAUUACCGGAUAGUUCUUCCUCUUUUAGGAGCUGUGGGUAUGUCUUCUUGGAUCACAUCCGACCGGAUUAAGGGAAUGACAAUGGAGGAUGUGAAGAAAACAAAAGAUGGAAGACCCUAUACAGCCCAAUCACCAGAAACAUCUGUCCCGGCGACUAUUCACCCCUUUACUGGCACUGAUUCUGUAGCACAUUCACAGGCCAGUGACCUAAAUGAAUGCGCCAACGACAGACAUGAGUGGGCAAAGAAGACACUUGUUUCACAGGCAAUGAGAACAGACUACAUCACUGUUUCAAUGAACACUUUGCUUGCAGAGGUUGUGUCUCUCAUGUUAGCCGAGAAGCAAUCAUGCGCCCUAAUAGUUGAUGAAAACAAUCUUCUUAUCGGUCUGCUUCCACUUGGUGAUAUCGCGAUAUACAUGAAGAAAUCAAGAACAAAGAGAGGUAAGGACCUUGCAGUAUCCCAUCUUUGUUCUUCCACUGAGAAUGAGCACCGGGUGCUGUGGACUGUAACGCCAAACACAAGUCUGUUUUCUGCACAAACCCUGAUGGACAGUCACGGCAUGAAUCUGCUACCCGUGGUUUCGGAGCACGGUGGUCAUCCGGUUGGCUUCUUAGACAGAGAAUGCAUUGAUAUUACUUGCAGAGGCUUGGAAAUCAGGGAUUUCUUUUGCCGGUCCGUCACACCAGAAAUGCCAAUGCACUAAGAACUUUGAAUAUUUGGGGAUGUAUUUUGUUUAGUUCCCAUCAUGUUAUAUGACAGUUGACCUGGGAGAUGUAAAUAUCACAAUAUUGGCCAUUUCUAGUUUCUCCCCAAUAUAUAUAUGUGUAUAUAUCUCCCCUAAUUUUUGCUCUUCCACUCAAUAUUUUUAUCACUUUAAAUAAUUUGGGUUUGAUUGA
Molecule: messenger RNA, 2588 nt
Organism: Cuscuta campestris
Lineage: Eukaryota; Viridiplantae; Streptophyta; Magnoliopsida; Solanales; Convolvulaceae
Source: the annotation of a GenBank genome assembly